AUGGCUGAUGAGAUUGAAGGGGUUGGGGAUGCCCAUAAUAUUGCUAACGCCAUUGCUUUGGCUGAUGAUAGAGAGAGGGCCAUAAGGGAGUAUGAUGCCCCUAUGUUUAAUGAGCUAAAUCCGAGCAUUGUGAGGCCUGAAAUCCAUGCAGCCCAAUUCGAGUUAAAGCCCGUCAUGUUCCAAAUGCUCCAAACGGUUGGUGAAUUUAGUGGGCUACCAACGGAAGAUCCUCAUCUCCACCUUCGUUCAUUUUUGGAGAAGUUGGGAAUUGGAGAAGCAAGGCCAACAACCGUCACUUUGCAAUUGGCGGAUCGUUCUAUGGCUCACCUGGAAGGAAAAAUUGAAGAUGUUCUAGUGCAAGUUGAUAAGUUCAUUUUCCCGGCCGAUUUUAUAAUUCUUGACUAUGAGGCAGAUAAAUAUGUUCCUAUUAUUUUUGGUAGGCCAUUUCUAGAUACCGGGAGGACUUUAAUUGAUGUGCAAAAAGGAGAGCUUACUAUGAGGGUGAAUGACCAACAAGUGACUUUUAAUGUGUUCAAUGCUAUGAAGUUUCCGGAUGAGGUUGAGGAAUGCUCUCGGUUGAGUGUAAUUGAGUCAAUUGUAGCUGAAAAGUUCCACAAAGAAGUUUUCAAAGAUGGAAUGGGGGUGAGUUCACUUGAAGAGCUUGAAGACUUAAGUGAAGAGGAGGAAACCCAAGUUACAUGGGUAGAAUUAAAGCAGCCCUUUACUAAAUUCGGAAGGCCUUUUGAGUCUCUAGACUUGUCAGAAGGGAAUUUCAAGCCUCCUAAGCCUUCUAUUCAAGAGCCACCAAAGUUAGAAUUGAAGCACUUGCCUAGUCACUUGAAUUAUGCUUAUUUGGGAGAUAAUGAGACUUUGUCCGUGAUUAUUUCAGCGGUGUUAGGAGCUAAAUAUGAAUGUUUGUUGCUUGAUGUGUUGAAGAAAUACACAAGAGCCAUUGGUUGGACCAUGGCGGAUAUCAAGGGUAUAAGUCCUUCAUUUUGUAUGCAUAAAAUUCUGUUGGAAGAUUGUUGUAAUAAUUCUGUUGAGCAGCAGCGAAGGCUUUACCCUAUCAUGAAGGAAGUGGUGAGAAAAGAGAUAAUUAAAUGGCUUGAUUAUGGAAUUGUUUACCCAAUUUUGGAUAGUUCUUGGGUUAGCCCGAUUCAGUGUGUUCCAAAGAAAGGUGGAGUCAUGGUGGUGGCUAAUGAAAAUAAUGAGUUGAUUCCCACAAGAACAGUGACGGGGUGGCGAGUUUAUAUGGACUACCGAAAGCUGAAUAAGGCCACACGGAAGGACCAUUUCCCGCUGCCAUUCAUUGACCAAAUGCUUGAUCAGUUGGCGGGAAAGGAGUUUUAUUGUUUUCUUGACAGGUAUUCAGGCUAUAAUCAUAUUUCCAUUGCUCCGGAAGACCAAGAGAAGACUACAUUCACUUGUCCCUAUGGCACCUUUGCCUUUAGAAGGAUGCCGUUUGGGUUGUGCAAUACUCCUGCCACUUUCCAACGUUGUAUGAUGGAAAAAUCUCUUGUAGUCUUCAUGGAUGAUUUUUCAGUAUUUGGUGAGUCCUUUGACACUUGUUUGGCUAACUUGGAGAAAGUCUUGGCAAGAUGUGAAGAAACUAACUUGCAAAAUCGAGCAUUUGAGUUCACUCAGGAGUGUCAAGAAGCAUUUGUGACUUUAAAAAAGGCUCUUAUCACUGCACCCAUCAUUGUAGCUCCGGAUUGGUCUCUUCCUUUUGAAUUGAUGUGCGAUGCGAGUGACUUUGCCGUGGGUGUCGUGCUUGGGCAGCGAAAAGAAAAGGUCUUUCAUUCCAUUUAUUAUGCAAGCAAGACGUUAAUCGAUGCUCAAUUGAACUAUACCACCACCGAGAAAGAACUUUUGGCGGUUGUGUUUGCUUUUGACAAGUUUAGAGCCUAUCUUGUGGGGACAAAAGUGGUGGUUUACAUAGAUCAUUCAGCAAUCAAGUAUCUUAUAGCAAAGAAGGAUGCUAAGCCAAGACUUAUUCGAUGGGUUCUUCUUCUUCAAGAAUUUGACUUGGAGAUUUGGGAUAGAAAAGGAAUAGAGAAUCAAGUGGCUGACCAUUUAUCUAGGCUUGAGGCUGGUACUGAGAGGCAAGAUGAAGGGCCUAUUAAAGAGACAUUCCCUGACGAGCAAUUGUUAGUUGUGAACCAAGUCACUACACCAUGGUAUGCUGAUUUUGUCAAUUAUUUGAUGAGUGGUUUGCAGCCACCUGAUUUGAAUAGGCAGCAGCUCAAGAAAUUCUUUCAUGAUGUGAGAUUUUAUUGUUGGGAUGAGCCCUAUUUGUACAAGCAAUGUCCAGAUCGUAUCAUGAGGAGUUGUGUGCCUGAGGAUGAAGUUUCAAGUAUUCUAGAGCAUUUUCAUUCAGCUCCUUAUGGUGGGCAUUUUGGUGGGCAAAGGACAGCAGCUAAAUUUUUUCAAUCGGGUUACUAUUGGCCUUCUAUUUUCAAGGAUGCUCGUGAAUUUGCUAAAAGAUGUGAUCACUGCCAACGUGUUGGAAAUAUUUCAACAAGGAAUGAAAUGCCGUUGAAUUGCAUCCUUGAAGUAGAAUUAUUCGAUGUUUGGGGAGUUGACUUUAUGGGGCCAUUUCCACCGUCAUUCGGGAAUUUGUAUAUCUUGGUGGCAGUCGAUUACAUAAACAUGUUUUCACCCGCUUUGGCACUCCAAGGGCUCUUAUAA
Humulus lupulus (European hop) is the source of this 2688-nucleotide messenger RNA. RefSeq lists its product as uncharacterized. The transcript is spliced from 3 exons. The record is from RefSeq and is a predicted model, not a curated record. The coding region runs from base 1 to 2688 and encodes 895 amino acids. Lineage: Eukaryota; Viridiplantae; Streptophyta; Magnoliopsida; Rosales; Cannabaceae.